This is a messenger RNA of Fomitopsis serialis, 1360 nucleotides long. RefSeq lists its product as uncharacterized. The transcript has 12 exons. Bases 283 to 1218 code for a protein of 311 amino acids. Lineage: Eukaryota; Fungi; Basidiomycota; Agaricomycetes; Polyporales; Fomitopsidaceae. The record is from RefSeq and is a predicted model, not a curated record.
UUGAAAGAGAAGCACCUGAGCGUCUCAUGGUUCACGAUGUGGCUCGGAUGGCCAUGGGGGUACCCACUGUGCCGCGCCAGUAGGCCAAGACUGAUGGUCAUUCCCAACCUAUGGGCCCCGACUGCCCUGUUAUGUCUGAUUGUUGCGGUCUCAAGGUAUAUAAGAGCCCAGAUGACCACUCGGCACUCGAAGUCUUCUCUAGUACCGAACCCACAGUGACCCACUAGAUGGGAACUGGAUUCACUACGGACGUCAUCUCCUCAGCUCACGCUACCAGUCAUAAUGCGUAGCCUUACUCGAGAUCAGACAUCAAGCCCAAGGCAGGGACCGAGUCAUCAGGCUAGCUUGGUGAAGACAUAUGUCUUCUUCUCAAACGACAUGACUUGGGCCGCGACCACCGUGUGGUGCUAUGACUACCUCUUGACUCUAGAUAAAGAGGCCCGAUAUUUCUGGUACUCGAAAUGGUCUUUGAACAAAGUGCUCUUCCUCGGCUAUCGCUACCCUGUACUCCUAAAUACGGUCCUCAACUAUUGGGUAAGAUUCAUGGUCCAGACUUCAUUCUGCGCCUGCGGGAUCGUCCUACACGGCCAGAUGGCCAUGGUUAUCAUUGACGUUGUCAGUGCGACUGUGUUCGCGGCUCUGCGCGUAUAUGCGCUCUUCGACCGCAACCGGGUUUUGUUCACUCUAGUCCUGAUAUCUGGUUUACUGAACCCUGCUAUCAUGAUCUACAUAUUCACAAGAUCAAUCCCCGCUCCUCUCAUCCUGUUCCAAGGAUGUUCAUUGAGCAUUGUGGGCAGGUCCAUGGCUGCAAGAGCUGCCUCAGUUCUCUCAGACAGCAUAGUCUUGAUACUGACGAUGAUGAAAACAUACAUGAAGGCUCACGACACGGCGGAACAUCCGGCACCAGGCGCACUGUUUCUGUGUAUCAUCAACACCAUUGGAAUUGGGACCGCACGCAUGACGGUUACAAUCCAGAUCGUCCAGACUUGGAUUAGCAUCUUGACCUCAAUACUCCUGUCUAGACUGGCCUUGGAUCUGCGAGAGACUGCGCUCUUGGAGUUCGCUGGUACAACGGAGCUUGAUGCUUCCGUAGGUAGCAACCUAGUCUUCGCUGGCGUUGAUGAUCCCGUAAGGCACGCGACCGACGAGCCGUUGGAGGACCUAGACUCGAAUCAACGUUCCGUCUCUGACGGAUAUCAUGCCGACUUGGAAUGUUAAUCGAUGUGCGUAUUUAAAGCCCGGAUAAUGUAACGAGCCCAUGGCAUACUUAAAUGGGCAUGCCUGGCGAGUCGGUCCUAUUUAUCAACGAAGGUUAGCGUGACCAGAGGAACAGAUACAUGACACCUCCGUGAUAUCGAUG